AGAGCAGGCUGUGACUUCAAACGAGCGAGACGUGACGCAGAAAACCACAGAGGGAGGAAAAACAGCCUGUUCCUCCCCGUCCCCCCCUCGGCUCCCUUCCCCGGCCCGGGUACAGAGGCGUUGGUGCCCCGUGCUCAGCCGCCAGCGCUGGGGAGGAGGAGGAGGAGGAGGCAGCCAGCGGCCCCAUGGCAGCCUGGCCGCCCGCCCUGCGCCUGCUGCUCGCGCUGGGGGCAUGGGCAAUCUGCAGCCACAGAGGAGCGGCCCUGGACUAUAAAGCCCCCCUCCUGCGGCUCACCGGUGGCAGCUGCCGCUGCGCCGGGAAGCUGGAGGUGUACACGGAGAAAGGCCGGAGCCCCGUUUGCGGGGACAUGAAGAGCCAAGAAGCAGCCAGCAUCUGCCAGCAGCUGAGCUGUGGCCCCCUCAUUGCCACCAGCCACUUGGCGAUGGACAGCAACAGGGAGGCACGGGUGCAGGCGAUGCGCUGCACUUGGAUGGGCACCUGGGAGAGGUGCCGCUGGAUGCCAGCUAACUGCAGCAACCACGCCACCUUUAUCUGCAGUGAGCCAGCACCCACCACCACCAAGCCUCCUACUAUGCCACCGACCACCAGCCCGGAGCCCACCGGCCCCCCCAGGCUGCGGCUGGUGGACGGCUACUUCAGCUGCUCAGGCUUCGUGGAGCUCCACAUGCGGGGGCGCUGGGGGGCCGUGGCGAGCAGCCCGGGCAACUGGAUGGAGCUGGGUGCCCGCAUCUGCAGCACGCUUGGCUGCGGCAGCCUCAUCGGUGGCCCCACGGCCCCGCAGCCCAGCCAGCUCCUCGUGAAGUGGGAGGCGGUGGAGCCGUGCAGGAGCCCCCAGCCCAUCGACUGCUUCAACAGGACCCGGGCCGAACGCGGGAGAGCACCCGCCUUCCUCACCUGCUCAGGUUCCCAGCCGCAGGCGGUGCGGAGGCUGGCGGGCGGCCCCACGCCCUGCGAGGGGGACAUCGAGGUGUUCCAGCAGGGCCGCUGGCAGGUGCUGUGCGACCACCGGGCGCUGCGCAACGAGCGGGGCCGGCAGCUGUGCAGGGAGCUGCGCUGCGGGAACCUCUCCUCCAGCACCGAGCUCCGGGAGCCCCUUGCCAUGGGGGUCAGCUGCGAUGUCCGCCACCUGCACCUCUGCCCGGACAGCCCCCGCUCGCUGCGCUCCUGCUCCCGCACCCGAGUCGUGUGCCAGGACUCGAAGCCGCAUCCCGCCGGCGUACCAGCGGGCACGGUGGCGAGCAUCUGCCUGGCCCUGCUCCUCUUCGGCAUCCUCCUGCUUAUCUGCGGCCCUCCCGCCUACAGGUGGCUGAUGAAGAAAAUCUCCAAGAAGAAGCAGCGGCAGUGGAUCGGCCCCACGGGGCUCAACCAGAACGUCUCCUUCCACCGCAACAGCACCGUCACCCUGAGGCCGCGGGCAGAUGGGCAGAGGGCGCAGGGGGGGGACAACGACUACGCGCAGCCCCCCCAGAAGAGCUCCCACCUGACGGCGUACGCAGGAGCUGUGCCCUGCUCGGUUCCCUCCGCAGCCCUGGAAGGCGCAGCCCGAUCCUCCAACCCUCCGGACAACUCCUCUGACAGCGACUACGACCUGCAGUCGGCCCGCAGGCUGUGACCCCCACAGAGGUAGGGGCGGCCCAGCUGCGGCUACUCACGUGUUGGCAAACCACCUCGCUUCCUGCCCUCCCUCCUCGCCCUGCAGACUUGAGGUGGGAUUCAGCACAUGGAGAAAGGUAAAGCACGAGCUGAGCAGAGCCGGCGGAGAAAAAGACAAAUCAAUGCCUGUGCUGGAAGCCCCCCCGUGUCCCCCCACGGCCUGGCAGAGCUCGUCCUGCUCACAGGGACGCGGCCACUCGUGGGGAGACCUUGCCUCUCGCCGUGUCCCUGCCAGAGCUGGAGCUGAACCUGCCUGUGCCCCCCACCGCCCGCUGAGCUCCCCCCAGGCCGAGCAGUGCUCAGCUCUGAGCCCCCGCCCGCUUUGGGGUGCCGCAGCACCCCGCUAACCGAGCACCCUUCCGAGAAAGCUUCCUCAACCCUGCCCCGGGGCCUCCCGCCUGGGAAAGUGCAAGGCGGGGGCUUUUCAAGCUUUUUGUAUGAGUCUGAGAGGCAGCUGGGUUGCAGCAGGCUUUGCACGCACACCGAGAACGGAGCAGCCGCGCUCACGACAGCUCGGAGGGGGAUUGCCGGCCUCUCCACCCCGAAACCGGGAUAACCACGCUCCUCCGCCCCGCAGGAGGCUGUGCACGCACAGGGCUCCGUGCUUCGCCAGCAGGACCUCUGCUCCUCGGGCAAGGCUGCAGAGAUGUGAGCUCGGCCGUGCUUGUGCGGUGCAGAGUGAGAUUUGCGCCCACGUACGCAGCAAAGCGCAGACGCGAGGAGCGCAGGGAGGGUAAAAAUGUUGGGAACCAAAUCUGAGAUAUUUAACGAGCAGUGGUGGUUGUAAUAAAAUUGUUUUUCUAGUA
Molecule: messenger RNA, 2481 nt
Organism: Anas platyrhynchos (mallard)
Lineage: Eukaryota; Metazoa; Chordata; Aves; Anseriformes; Anatidae
Source: RefSeq, a predicted model, not a curated record